GAGAUGCCUCAGUUGAUGCCCGCAGGGACCCUGGCCCUUCCUGGCUGCCCCUGUCGGCGGCCUCUGUCUGGCGAGAGGGACUGGCCCCGUGUCCGGCCUGGGUUGCCCCAGAGGAGUCGGACCCAGCAUAAACUGUGGCCCCGCCUCCCUUUUCUGUGCCAUCAGGACUCGGAGCAAAGGACACCUAGGUCCUGGCUUCUCUCUGAUGGGGAGAGGGUGUUCCACCUGGAUGGACAGUAUGAGCCGAGGCUCUAGGGUUCCAAUUUCACUUUCUGAAUCUUGAGGUGCAUCUGGCCUUGAGGGGACUAUGAUGGAGGCACAAACGGAGAGCUGCUCCCCUAUGGAUCAGUCAAGGAAUUGAGGUCACACUAAUGGCCCUUCUUUCUAUUUGGGCUGCAUUUGGAGGUAUUGUAGGGAUAGCUCUGUAGCUGAACACGGCAAGACUCCGGGGAAACAUCAGGCUGCUCCAGCGGAUCCCUCUGCCUGAGCCCCACCCCUCCCUAAAUGUAGCCUAGGUAGCUGGCAGGCUUGGACUUCGCGUGCUGGGUUUAAAAGUCCUGGUCAGCUGAGUGUGGAAACAGAGGGAUUUCUGCUGCUCUCAUCGUCCAUGGGCUUUCCAGGUCACACAACCUACAAGUAGGGAGCAGGAACAGAGAGAGAGAGCCUGCAUGCCAAUUCCAAGCUCUUCAGGAUCAAAAAUGGCAGCCUGUGGAGGCACCUGCAAGAACAAAGUGACUGUCUCCAAGCCUGUGUGGGACUUCCUCAGCAAGGAGACCCCCGCCCGGCUGGCCCGGCUUCGGGAGGAGCACCGUGUGUCCAUUCUCAUAGACGGCGAGACUUCUGACAUCUAUGUCCUCCAGCUUUCCCCCCAGGGCCCUCCCCCAGCCCCUCCCAAUGGGCUCUACCUGGCCCGGAAGGCUCUCAAGGGGCUGCUCAAAGAGGCAGAGAAAGAGCUGAAGAAAGCUCAGAGGCAGGGGGAGCUUAUGGGCUGCCUGGCUUUGGGGGGUGGAGGGGAGCACCCUGAGCUGCACCGCCCAGGCCCGCCCCCUCUCCGAGCAGCCCCACUCCUGCCCCCAGGCGCACGGGGGCUGCCCCCCCCUCCUCCUCCCCUGCCCCCUCCUCUUCCCCCCCGCCUUCGGGAGGAGGCAGAAGAGCAGGAGAGCACCUGCCCCAUCUGUCUGGGGGAGAUCCAGAAUGCCAAGACAUUGGAGAAGUGCCGGCACUCGUUCUGCGAGGGCUGCAUCACCCGGGCCCUGCAGGUGAAAAAGGCCUGCCCCAUGUGUGGCCGCUUCUAUGGGCAGCUGGUGGGCAACCAGCCCCAGAAUGGGCGGAUGCUGGUCUCUAAGGAUGCCACACUCCUACUACCCAGCUAUGAGAAGUACGGCACCAUCGUCAUCCAGUACGUCUUCCCGCCCGGUGUCCAGGGGGCUGAACACCCAAACCCAGGAGUUCGGUAUCCUGGCACCACACGGGUGGCCUACCUCCCGGACUGCCCUGAGGGCAACAAGGUGCUGACCCUGUUCCGCAAGGCAUUUGACCAGCGUCUCACCUUCACUAUCGGCACGUCCAUGACCACAGGGAGACCGAAUGUCAUCACCUGGAACGACAUCCACCACAAGACCAGCUGCACAGGGGGACCACAGCUGUUUGGGUACCCGGACCCCACCUACCUGACCCGGGUGCAAGAGGAGCUGAGAGCCAAGGGCAUCACCGAUGACUGAAGGACAUCCCCUUUGGGAGGCCCCUGCUGUUCUCCUUCAGUAGGACCCAGUGGGAGCCUCUGUUGUCUCUCCCUCUGCCCCCCUCAUCACUCAAGUAGGGGACUGUCUGACUGGGGAAGGGGUUCAGAGAAGGAGGGGCGAUCCCUUCCCCAGUCCCCCACAGGCUGAGUGCUUCAGUGCAGUGUGAGCCACUCCCUUCUGGCAGAGUCUGAUGUCCCAGGCUCUGCUCCCCUCCUCCCCAUGUACAUACUCCCAGUCUUCCUGCCCCCUCCAUUGCCCUUGGCUUUUUCUGGUUUGUGAUGUGCUCCAGUGACUAAGCUGAGAAAGGACCUGGGUGGGGAGGAGAGGGUCUCUUGAUUCCCCCCCCCCCCAUACUGCUCCACUGCUGAAUUUCUGCGCUGGGAGAGGGGUCAGGCUGCUGUGAGCCCCCGUAGAGCCGGCCACGUGUGUUCUUCAGAAACAAUUCCCCUUCUCCCUUAACCUUGUCCUUUCUCUCCUGUGUCUCUGUCUUUGUCAGUCUUUCUCCCACUCUUCUCUGCCCCCUAGAAGGAGCCUCCUUACCCUGUUCUGGAAUCGCCGCCAGACUGUAGCUUUUAAUUUAAUAAAAAUAAAGUAAAAUAUGCAACUCUC
Messenger RNA from Balaenoptera musculus (blue whale), 2351 nucleotides. RefSeq names its product deltex E3 ubiquitin ligase 3 (gene DTX3). Gene Ontology annotation, biological process: Notch signaling pathway; protein ubiquitination. NCBI's taxonomy places the organism in Eukaryota, Metazoa, Chordata, Mammalia, Artiodactyla, Balaenopteridae. The transcript is spliced from 6 exons. The record is from RefSeq and is a predicted model, not a curated record. Bases 669 to 1721 code for a protein of 350 amino acids.